AUGUCGGCAAACCGUCAGAACGAUGAAGUCGUUUCGCUUCAAAAGUCUAUUCACAAAGACGUCGUUGAUCGUCUAAGCGCCCUCCCAGAGGAUUUGUCAUCAGCUAUCAAUGUUUUGCAGGCUGCGCAUGCCGAGUUUGCUUCUUCUCGAGAGGCUUCGAAACGCGACCUGGACGAGAUUCGUAAAUUGAGGGCGGCAAAUAGUGAUCUCCAA
Molecule: messenger RNA, 213 nt
Organism: Serpula lacrymans var. lacrymans S7.9
Lineage: Eukaryota; Fungi; Basidiomycota; Agaricomycetes; Boletales; Serpulaceae
Exons: 1
Source: RefSeq, a predicted model, not a curated record